Calliphora vicina (urban bluebottle blowfly) is the source of this 3692-nucleotide messenger RNA. RefSeq names its product Ankyrin 2 (gene Ank2). The coding region runs from base 174 to 3683 and encodes 1169 amino acids. Lineage: Eukaryota; Metazoa; Arthropoda; Insecta; Diptera; Calliphoridae. The transcript is spliced from 10 exons. Gene Ontology annotation, molecular function: protein binding. The record is from RefSeq and is a predicted model, not a curated record. Gene Ontology annotation, cellular component: cytoplasm.
GAAAUCGACUGGUGUAUAGUCUGUCGAGAACGAAACUGAAAUAACGAAAUUGUAUUAUUAAUGUGAAAAAAAAGAAAUUAAUAAUUCUAAAAUUAAUAAAAAUCUAAAAAUUUCUUUAAUAUUAAAAAACGAGUUAGUUUUUAACGUUUUAAGGAAUUGAAUUACAAGUAUAAAUGUUGAAUCCAUUAAAAAAGCGCUUUCCCUCGCUGCAGAGUUUGGGUGGCGAUGGUAAUACAUCGUUUCUGCGAGCGGCCAGAGCUGGAAAUCUAGAUAAAGUGUUGGAACACUUGAAAAAUAACAUUGACAUAAAUACCAGCAAUGCUAAUGGAUUAAAUGCACUGCAUUUGGCUUCCAAAGAUGGACACAUUCAUGUUGUGUCAGAGCUAUUAAGACGAGGUGCAAUUGUUGAUAGCGCUACCAAAAAGGGUAACACAGCACUGCAUAUUGCCUCGUUGGCUGGUCAGGAGGAGGUUGUUAAAAUGCUUUUGCAACAUGGAGCUUCCGUAAAUGUACAAUCGCAGAAUGGUUUCACACCACUCUAUAUGGCAGCUCAGGAAAAUCACGACUCUGUAGUCAAAUUGCUAUUGUCCAAUGGAGCUAAUCAAAGUUUGGCCACUGAGGAUGGCUUCACACCACUAGCAGUUGCCAUGCAACAGGGUCACGAUAAGGUUGUGGCAGUUUUGCUCGAAAGCGAUACACGCGGUAAGGUGAGAUUGCCGGCCCUGCAUAUUGCUGCUAAAAAGGAUGACGUUAAGGCUGCUACAUUGCUCUUGGACAACGAUCACAAUCCGGAUGUCACUUCAAAAUCUGGCUUCACACCUUUGCACAUUGCCUCGCACUAUGGCAACCAAGCUAUAGCUAAUUUAUUAAUACAAAAGGGUGCCGAUGUAAACUUCUCGGCAAAGCACAAUAUCAGUCCUCUGCACGUGGCAGCCAAAUGGGGCAAAACAAAUAUGGUUUCGUUGCUAUUGGAAAAGGGAGCAAACAUCGAAGCUAAAACCCGUGACGGCCUUACACCCCUACACUGCGCAGCACGUUCGGGACACGAACAGGUUGUGGACAUGCUACUGGAGCGAGGUGCUCCGAUUAGUGCUAAGACCAAAAAUGGCUUAGCUCCUCUCCAUAUGGCAGCACAGGGUGAGCAUGUGGAUGCUGCUCGCAUCUUACUCUAUCACCGGGCUCCGGUCGAUGAGGUCACCGUCGACUAUUUGACAGCACUUCAUGUAGCUGCUCACUGUGGCCACGUGCGUGUUGCUAAGCUCUUAUUGGAUCGCAAUGCGGACGCCAAUGCCAGAGCAUUGAAUGGAUUUACCCCUCUGCACAUUGCCUGUAAAAAGAAUCGUAUUAAGGUUGUCGAAUUGUUGUUGCGUCAUGGCGCCAGUAUUAGUGCUACCACUGAGAGUGGUUUGACUCCACUGCACGUGGCUGCCUUUAUGGGUUGCAUGAAUAUUGUAAUCUAUUUGUUGCAACAUGAUGCCAGUCCCGAUGUACCCACUGUACGCGGUGAAACACCAUUGCAUUUAGCCGCAAGAGCCAACCAGACUGAUAUAAUUCGCAUUUUAUUGCGCAAUGGUGCCCAGGUUGAUGCGCGAGCUCGUGAGCAACAAACUCCAUUGCACAUUGCAUCACGCUUAGGUAAUGUGGACAUUGUUAUGUUGCUGUUGCAGCAUGGUGCCCAAGUUGAUGCUACCACCAAGGACAUGUACACAGCGUUACACAUCGCUGCCAAGGAGGGUCAAGAUGAGGUUGCGGCUGUUCUAAUUGAGAAUGGUGCAGCAUUAGAUGCAGCCACCAAAAAAGGAUUUACUCCUCUACAUUUAACUGCAAAAUAUGGCCACAUCAAAGUGGCCCAACUACUGCUGCAAAAGGAAGCCGACGUUGAUGCCCAGGGCAAAAACGGUGUCACACCCUUACAUGUGGCUUGUCAUUAUGACAACCAAAAUGUUGCACUGCUGCUAUUAGAGAAGGGCGCUAGUCCACAUGCCACAGCAAAGAACGGUCACACACCACUACAUAUUGCAGCACGUAAAAAUCAAAUGGACAUUGCUACAACUCUAUUGGAGUACGGAGCCCAAGCCAAUGCCGAGAGCAAAGCUGGUUUCACUCCUCUUCAUUUAAGUUGCCAAGAGGGGCACAGUGAAAUUUCCAAUUUAUUAAUUGAACACAAGGCGGGUGUAAAUCAUCCGGCCAAGAAUGGUUUGACACCAAUGCAUCUAUGUGCCCAGGAGGAUAAUGUUAAUGUCGCUGAAAUAUUGCAACGCAAUGGAGCCAAUAUUGAUAUGGCCACCAAGGCGGGCUACACACCGCUGCACGUGGCCGCCCAUUUCGGUCAGGCCAACAUGGUGCGUUUCCUGUUGCAACAUGGAGCCAAUGUUGAUGCCGCUACAUCGAUUGGCUACACGCCUCUACAUCAAAGUGCCCAACAAGGUCAUUGCCAUAUUGUAAAACUGUUGCUGGAGCACAAUGCAAAUGCCAACGCUCAGACCACAAGUGGCCAGACACCAUUGGACAUUGCUCGUAAAUUGGGCUAUAUUAGUGUAUUGGAUUCACUUAAGUCAAUAACAGAUGAGCCUGAGGGUUCCAGCCAAUUGCAUUCGGACGAGAAGUAUCGUGUUGUUGCCCCUGAGGCCAUGCAUGAGUCCUUUAUGUCGGAUUCGGAAGAAGAAGGAGGCGAAGAUAAUAUGCUUUCCGAUCAACCUUAUCGCUAUCUGACAGUUGAUGAAAUGAAAUCCUUAGGAGAUGAUUCUCUGCCCAUUGAUGUGACACGCGAUGAACGUGUCGACUCGAACCGUAUGGCCCAAAGCGCUGAAUACGGAGCCGGUUUGCAGCAACAGCAACCGAUUGUCGAGGAUGCCAUAAGUCCACACAAGGCUCAGACUUAUAAUGCUGGUGCGGGUAAAUCAAUGGUAGAUGGUAUUUAUAUGGCCAAUGGUCUUAACGAAGACGAUCACCGGCAUGUUGGACGCAAACUGCAAUGGAAGAGUUUCUUAGUAUCGUUCUUAGUAGAUGCUCGUGGCGGUGCUAUGCGCGGAUGUCGCCAUAGUGGAGUACGCAUGAUUAUACCAUCACGUUCAACUUGCCAGCCCACACGCGUCACUUGCCGUUACGUCAAACCCCAGCGCACCAUGCAUCCUCCUCAAUUAAUGGAGGGUGAAGCAUUGGCUAGCCGUGUCUUAGAACUGGGUCCAGUCUCUACAAAGUUCAUUGGUCCCGUAAUCAUGGAAGUACCACAUUUUGCUUCGCUACGCGGCAAAGAGCGUGAAAUCAUUAUACUUCGUUCCGAUAAUGGUGAAACCUGGCGAGAGCAUACUAUCGAUAAUUCCGAGGAAAUUAUCCAUGAUGUUUUGCAACAAUGUUUUGAGCCAGAAGAAAUCGCUCAAUUGGAAGAGCAAGCCGGAAACCAUGUGUGUCGCUUUGUAACCUACGACUUUCCGCAAUAUUUUGCGGUGGUUACGCGUAUACGUCAGGAAGUGCAUGCAAUUGGUCCCGAAGGUGGCAUGGUAUCCAGUACUGUAGUGCCUCAAGUUCAGGCCGUAUUUCCGCAAGGUGCUUUAACCAAGAAGAUAAAAGUUGGCUUACAGGUAAAUCUAUUUAAACCACGCAAAGGUGUUGCGCCAGAAAAACUACGUAAAAUAAGUGUUAAUCAUGUACCAAAGAAGAAGCGCUUCUCGCUUAUUUGGUAAAUCAUUUUG